This is a messenger RNA of Zea mays, 1997 nucleotides long. RefSeq lists its product as uncharacterized. Lineage: Eukaryota; Viridiplantae; Streptophyta; Magnoliopsida; Poales; Poaceae. The record is from RefSeq and is marked provisional. The transcript is spliced from 5 exons. Gene Ontology annotation, molecular function: RNA uridylyltransferase activity. The coding region runs from base 26 to 1849 and encodes 607 amino acids.
CGGACGAACCACCCUCGCCUGCGCCAUGGCCGGCGGCGACGCCAAGGACCACGCCGCCGAGGCCCCGCCGCCGCGCCCCGUCGACCCCUUCCUCCGCUUCCUCAUCCCGGCCCCCAAGCCGCGCCCGACCGCGCUCACGCGCACUGAGCCGCCGCACCGCCUCAUCGCGCCGCGGGCCCCGGUCCCGGCGCUGCUGCGCCACGACGAGCGCCUCUUCAUCGUCCCGCCCACGCGCCCCGACUGGCUCCCGCCUCCCCGCCCUCGCCCGCCCGUCCCACCGCCGCCACCGCCUCAUCCUUCCCGCCGAUACCAUUCUCCCCCCUGGCCGGGCGCGGCGGCGCGCCCGCGCCCGCGCCCGCCGACGAACGACCUCAGGGCACGCAAUGCGGGCCGCUUCGCCGGUGCGCAUGUGAACGGCCCGAGGGGCAGGAGCCCCCUCGACGGUGGAGCCCGCUCCCUGCCUGCCUUCCUCCCCGCCCCGCACCCGCACGACGCUGGUUUCCUCCAGAGGCCCAAGGCGGCGGCGGCGGCGCACAAGGAGAAGAAGGCGUGGGUCGCCGUGCAGAGGAAGGCCGAGGGCGAGGAUCGCGCGGCGCUCUGCGAAGCCCACUCCCGCGGGGACGAGGGGGGCGUUGGUGAAGCCGAGGACCAACCCCAACCGGAGGGCGAGGGUGAGCGCGAGCAGCGGCAGGAGGACGACGGUGACCGCCGCCUGCUUCUCAUGGACCAGCAAGAUGACGAAAAGAACGACGACGACGUGAAGCGUUCUCUGCCCACGGAUGGCACCCAGGCCACGCCCCCACCGAACCGAGUUCCACGCCUGCAGGGCAGGACGCGCGGGUCACCGGCGGAACGCCGCCGCGACAUGGACGCCUUCGCGCCUGGCUUCCUCGCGGUCUACGAGUCCCUGAAGCCGUCGGGAGAGCAGAGGUCCAAGCAGGAGCAGCUCGUGGACUCCCUCGCCAGGUCCGUCCGCAAGGAGUGUCCCCACGCGCAGAUGCAUCUCUACGGAUCGUGCGCCAAUUCGUUCGGCACGUCGCACAGCGACGUGGACGUCUGUCUCGAGAUGGAGACCGGCGCCGAGAGCGCGGUCGAGGUUCUUGUGAGACUAGCAGACGUGUUGAGGGCCGACGGUUUCGAGAACGUGGAGGCAAUCACCGGUGCUAGAGUUCCGAUCGUAAGGAUGUCGGAUCCGGGAAGUGGUUUCUCCUGCGACAUAUGCAUCAACAACCUCCUCGCCGUCGCCAACACGAGGCUUCUGAAGGAUUACGCACGGAUAGACGAGAGGUUGCUUCAGCUGGCCUUUCUUGUGAAGCAUUGGGCCAAACAGAGAGGCGUGAACGAGGCGUACCGUGGGACGCUCUCCAGCUACGCGUAUGUUCUUAUGUGCAUCAACUUCUUGCAGCUCCGCGAGCCAAGGAUUCUGCCUUGCCUGCAGGCCAUGGAGCCAACCUACACCCUGACGGUCGACGGCACUGAGUGCGCGUACUUCGACAGAGUCGACCAGCUCCAGGGUUUUGGCGCCGGCAACAAGGCCAGCAUUGGUGAGCUGCUGUGGGGGUUCUUCCACUACUGGGCGUCCCAGCACCGCUACAAGCGCGACGUCAUCUCCGUCCGCCUGGGGAAGACGAUCAGAAAGCAGGAGAAGGGCUGGACGACGCGCGUCGGGGGCGACCGCCACCUGAUGUGCAUCGAGGAUCCGUUCGAGACCGGCCAUGACCUCGGCCGCGUCGUCGACAGGCAGACCAUCUGGAUCAUCAGGGAGGAGAUGGAGCGAGCCGCCACCGUGCUGCAGAACGACGACGACCCCUGCGCGACUCUCUUCGAGCCCUAUGGUUAUGACUUAUGAGAACUGACUGACUGAUUGAUCGAUCGAUCGAUCGGGGCUCUAGUGCUGGCUGCUGCAGAAACGAGGCUCUAGUGUUUGUUGAUAGCUCAGAUGACAGUUCUCUGGACAUUGUGACGAUAUUAAUAAAAUUCCGGAGACAGCAGAAACG